This is a messenger RNA of Centropristis striata (black sea bass), 3163 nucleotides long. Its product is annotated as zinc finger protein Eos-like. Gene Ontology annotation, molecular function: DNA-binding transcription factor activity; RNA polymerase II cis-regulatory region sequence-specific DNA binding. The record is from RefSeq and is a predicted model, not a curated record. Bases 501 to 2237 code for a protein of 578 amino acids. Gene Ontology annotation, biological process: regulation of transcription by RNA polymerase II. Lineage: Eukaryota; Metazoa; Chordata; Actinopteri; Perciformes; Serranidae. The transcript has 8 exons.
CUGGCUGAGACAGUUCAUGCUAACGUUUGUUAUGCUAGCGAUAAACAAGACGUCACAGAGGCUUCAAUGUCCAUUUUAGCGCCAGUCAGCCAGUUAAUGCCACAAGUCCGUGUUAUCUACCUUGCGUCAUCGCCCAUAUUACAUGGCUGUAACUUUGCUAUGCAUUUGAAGCUGUCGGGGAUGACAGACUGUUGUAACGGUGUUGUGUUGAGUUUAGCUAACUCGGCUAACGGUAAUUUCCAUCACAUACAGUAAGCUAACGUUAGCCACCAAGGCCGAUCCGUUAACUUAGGCUACCUCAACGCCACCGUUAUGUAAACGCUAACCAUUUUUCUUGUUUUUUUUCUUGUUCUGGGCGUCAGACUCAUUUGUCUGAGAUGAGCCUAACGUUAGAUUAGCCUGACAUUUGCUUUAUCGGUGUUUAAAUGGAUCUGCCUAAGCUAUUUGUAACUGAGUCAAUCAGCUGAUCGCUGGCUGCUGAGUAUUCAGCUUGAACUAGUAUGGAUGUUGAUGACUGCAAUGGCCGGUCUUACAUAUCAGCUAGUGGAGACUCUUCAAUGGAAAGAGAGUUUUCUGGGGCCCUUGGAGGUCCAACUGUGAGCACCCCAAACAGCAAGGAGACGUCUCCUAGUCGCUCCCUCAGUGCAAACUCCAUUAAAGUGGAGCUGUAUAGUGAUGAAGACCAAGGCCGCAGCACUGAAGAUGAAAGGGGGGAGCGUGUAGAGGAAGGAGGUCCAGAGCAGGGAUCUGAUGCUGUUGGAGGCUACAGAGAGCUCACCAAUCCCGAAACCAUGCAAACUGGAGCCACCAGGCUGCCAAAUGGAAAGCUCAAGUGUGACAUCUGUGGAAUGAUUUGCAUCGGGCCUAAUGUUCUCAUGGUGCACAAACGCAGCCAUACAGGUGAGCGACCAUUCCAGUGUAAUCAGUGUGGCGCCUCCUUCACUCAAAAGGGUAACCUGCUCCGCCACAUCAAGCUGCACUCGGGGGAAAAGCCCUUUAAAUGUCCCUUCUGCAGCUACGCCUGCCGAAGACGAGAUGCGCUCACUGGCCACCUUCGCACUCAUGCAGUGUCCUCUCCAACUGUAGGGAAGCCGUAUAAAUGCAGUUACUGUGGCCGUAGUUACAAACAGCAGAGCACCCUGGAGGAGCACCGCGAACGCUGUCACAGCUACUUACAGAGUCUGGAGUCACAGCAGCCAUCCAGUGCACAGAACCAAGGAGAGGAGAUGAGAGAGCUAGAGUUUAUACCAGACUCUCUACUGCAACCCUCCUCAGACAAGAUGGCAUUUAUUGAUCGGCUCACCAACAGCAUCACCAAACGCAAGAGAUCCACGCCCCAAAAAUUUGUAGGACAGAAGCACAUACGCCUCAACCUUGCAGAUGCACCUUAUGAGCUCAGCACUGGUUUGGAUAAAGAUGGUGAGAUGCACGGAGGGGACCUCGACACCCCGCACUUUACUGGUCUGGGAGGAGAAUACGCAGGUGUAGCAGGUAAUGGAGGCGGAGGGGUGUCAGAAACCCUGAGGCCUCUACACCUUCCCACCACUCACCCUUCAUGUUUAUCAGAACUCAGGCCAAUCCAUAGCUCCAUCCACACCUCUGUGGCUCUCGGCCCGAGGCUGGAUUGCACAGGGACUGGAGCUGGGCUGGGAGUUGCAGGUGUGGGAGGGAGGGAGGCAGCAGAGGGUCACGAAGAUCUGCCUGCGGGUCGCAGUCACGCACCCUCACCGAGCAACGGUUGCCAGGACUCUACAGACACAGAGAGCAUGCCAGACGAGCCUUGCAACAGCACCGAUCCAACUCCGACCCUGCACAGUAACAACGGCCAUCAUCCUCAACACUCCAACAACCAUCACCCAGCACCUCCUCCCGCUGCACACCACAGGAGUCGGGAUAGGCACAGUCCCAGCCACGCCAAAGACAGGGAGGUGGAAAGAGAGGAUGGAGGCCACUCAGCCCUCCCACCUCCUGCCCUCGCGCCAACUCCAAGCUCACCUACAGUUCCCUCCUCCACCUCUAGGGAGGCUUUUCGGGUUGUAGACGGGGAGGGGCGAGCUGUGCGCUCUUUUCGUUGUGAGCACUGCCGCGUGCUUUUCCUGGACCAUGUCAUGUUUACCAUCCAUAUGGGCUGCCACGGUUUUCGCCAGCCUUUCGAGUGUAACAUCUGUGGCCACCGCAGCCAGGACCGCUAUGAAUUUUCGUCACACAUCGUCCGCGGGGAGCACAUCCUUGACUGAGGAUAAAGGAUGGCCAACCUGUUUCACCUAGAGCUAUUUUUACACUGAGACAAGGACCUGGCUGGGUUUGGUCUGCACACAAGCUAUAGGAAACACUGAUGACUUGAUCCUGAUAUAAAUAUUUUAAACGGUCACUAGCACAGAGGCAUGCACCAGCAAGCUUAUUUGUGUGUUUUCUAAAACUAAAAUUGUGGUCCUUGUGAUUUUUAAUGCACUUUGAACAAUUAAUCAACUUAAAAUGCACUUUUAAUUCAAUGUAUUCUAAAGUAGAUGAAGAGCCAAUGCACUUUAUCAUCUGCAGAUGUGCCUUGCUCCAAAAUUCAGGAUUCAAACCUGAUGCACAAAUUGUAGUUAAGUAGACAAAUCUGACUUUAGUCCGUCACCUGAAAACUGUCCCUUCUUGUGCACUUUAACAGAAAUAACGUAUAAAAUCUUAAUGUGAAGUUUAUAGGCUCACCUACAAUGGAAUUUAUGAAGAUGUUAUGCCUUGUUCUAAAAGCACUUAUUCAAUGAAAUGAUUCCCUAAAAAACAUUCUGGUUUUUUUCGCUUAGGGUUGACUGUAAUAGAUUUUCCUUUCUUUUUUAUGAGAAAUGAAGUGCAGACCAAACUCAAACCAGGUCCAAGUCAAAUAGAUGUAUUUGGGGGGUUGUCUGUGAAUUAGAAAUGCACUUUUUGUUUUUAGCGGGGUUGGGGUGGAAAGGGGUGGGUGUCUGUGUGUGUGUGUGUGUGUGUGUGUCUGUGUGUCUGUGUGUCUGUGUGUCUUAUGGAAGUCAAUUGAAUAAGUAAAACGGAAAAUGAAGGCCUUUGUGUGAAUGCUGUGAGGCGUGGUGUAUGAAAUGUUUGUUUUUUCUUUUCUAUGACUGCUUUUGUUGCACUGAUACCUGCCAGAAUACUAUGAUUAUAUUAAACUAUUUUAUGGAAUACA